Messenger RNA from Lingula anatina, 1436 nucleotides. RefSeq lists its product as uncharacterized. NCBI's taxonomy places the organism in Eukaryota, Metazoa, Brachiopoda, Lingulata, Lingulida, Lingulidae. The record is from RefSeq and is a predicted model, not a curated record.
UAUCGAUAUAUAUCAAAUUUAAGAUAUACUGAUAUCUUGAUUUUUAAGAAGUAAUCAUUUCUGAAAAAAUACAUUUGCAUGAUCAUUGACUUUUAUGUUAGAAUGUAGGCCCUACAAAAUAAGUUGUUCAGAAUAAAACGACCUUCAUUUUAAAUUGCUACUUAGUAGGCGUUGAAAAAAACUACAAAGCCCCUCGUACUGUUGGCUGCAAAUUCAUGUGCACUUGCAGUCGCCCUGUGAGGCACAAAAUACAACCACGUCCCCAGGGAGUUUCUAAAACUCAGAGAGCUCUCUCGGUGUUAUAGUAGGUAUUUUGGCAACAAGCACGUAAUUAAUCUCCACGUUGUUUCCACGGCACCUAAAGAAUUUCUUUAUUUCCUUGUCAAUCCACUACCUGGUGGCAAAAUUGAGGCCACCGAUAUGUUCUUUUCGUGAUUUAAUGUACUGCAUAAUGGCUGCUAGGGUGUACUACGUUCACCUUAUUUUUGUGUGUUUUAUGGUGAAUCUUUGGGCACCAGGAAACAGUCAACAAAAUACAACGUCGACGGUGUCCAGCACACGUUUAGGAGCAUGGAAUACCAGCACUGCUAGUACAACUUUCUCAAAUACCACUACCGCUAUCAGCACGACCGUUACUGCAGACUGCAUUACGCCUAAUGUUACUAAUGAUACCACUUCCACUAACAGCACGAAUGAUUGUAUGACGCCUACUGCCACUACUGAUACCAGUACCUUGGAGGCAACCACACCACCCAAGCCACCGCCAGUCGGUGCUAUAGUUGGUCUCUCGACAUCACUGGCGCUAGCAGUUCUUAUCCUGUUACUGUGUGGUCUACUUGUAUAUCUACGACAGAGGAAGACUACACGUUUUAAGAGGCCAAAUUUUUCAAAUCAAGCAAUGGAAAUGGAACCAACGAGAACAACAGAUUUCACACCCAAUGGGAAGUCUAUGGUAAAUGCAGGUGCUUCCCGGAGCCACGAUAACAAUUUCACCUAUUUCGUCAAAAGCGAACAUAUGAACGGAUCUGCCGCGAGCGACGCCAAUGAAGAUGGACAUGACUACCUAGAUCUUAGUUCUGCCGGUACACCACCCAAUGAGGAGUAUUCUUAUGCAUAUGCUUCUGUUGGUGGCAAGAAAGCCGAGAUGGAAUCAGGAGAACAGAGCAAGAAACAAAAACCCGAAGCCUUUGAGAUGCAGCAGAUGUAUUUGAAUGAUUUACCCUAACCAUGCAGCAGUGCCCAUAUUCGCCAUAAGGAUUUGAUAAAGUGCAUGCCAAAGAUUUAAUCUUAAUGUGGAGAUAAAUAUCAACUUUAAACCAUUUUGUGCAAAUCCUCUUUUUCUGCAAAAUUGAUGCCUCAAGCUUAUAGGAAUGCUAGACCGUAGUUAUUACAAAACAAAUUCAUCAGCGUUUUUUAAUUAUUUAUUAUUAUUAUUG